Molecule: messenger RNA, 1041 nt
Organism: Thamnophis elegans (Western terrestrial garter snake)
Lineage: Eukaryota; Metazoa; Chordata; Lepidosauria; Squamata; Natricidae
Exons: 4
Coding region: 1-1041 (346 amino acids)
Source: RefSeq, a predicted model, not a curated record
AUGAUCAAAACAGAAAAUGCAGUUUCUGACUUCUGUCCUUCUUUUGAUGCGUGUUUUACAGAUCCGGCGCAUAACGCAGAGACCCCAGAAAACCUGGCCCUUCCGACUCCAGGUUGCCCAAUACUCAUAGCCAUACCUGCUCUAGGAAACAACCUUUGGAUCCAGCCUCCUUUUCCCCACCUGCCUGCUCACUUGAUCCAAGGCAAUGCCAGCCUGCAGAGUUUUGUCCCUCCAGGAGUGUCGCACCUCCAAACCAUCCAUGGGGAGCAACUGCAGUUGGCCAACCUGACAGCCUGCAAUCCUCACGUCUCUACCUUUCCCCAGCCUUUCUACCCCCUCUGCCACCUCCAUAUCAAGCUCUUCCUGGCACUGGCCCUGUGCAGAAGAUCCCCAGGCCCUCCUACCCCCAACAUCGGCUCUCAGGUCAUUCAGAGGCAACGCCUUGGGCACAGACCGCCUCUGAUGUGGGCGUUCAGCUUGGACAGAGGUGGCCACUCAAGCAUCCUAGCAGCCAACCAGCCUCUUUGCAAGAGGUCAGAGCCCCUGAAGAGGAACCACAGAAGGCCCAGACUUACCAUCUUCCGGGAUCUCUUGAUCAGCCAAGGAGCAUCCAUCAGUUUGUGGGCUCCCCUUUGGCUCCUUCUUCAUCGUUACACUAUGAUUUGGAGGACACCUCACCUUUUCCAGUGGUGGAAGUGGGCCAAGCUCCAGGAGGACACCCAUCAGGUGCCAGUCCGAAGACUGAGGUCCCACAGACCUCUCAAGGGCAAGAAGCAUCAGAGCGAUCCUAGCAAAAAGUUUGGGCUGAAUGGUGAGUUCCAAAGCAUUGCAGAUGGGAAGACUGUCCCCGACCGAGAGGGGUUUCUUUGGAAGAUUGUAGAUUCCCUCUUCUAUUACCGUGAACCAGGAAUGAAGUUGCUAGUUGGAGAAUGGUCUGCAGAGAUUGAAGACAAUAAUAUUCCCAUUCCUCAUAGCAGAGCAGGGGCAAACAGGGUGGUAGGAGAAGUAUGGGAGCCUAAAAGUAGCUCACAUUUUGUCUGA